Molecule: messenger RNA, 1452 nt
Organism: Drosophila takahashii
Lineage: Eukaryota; Metazoa; Arthropoda; Insecta; Diptera; Drosophilidae
Product: chymotrypsin-like protease CTRL-1
Biological process (GO): proteolysis
Molecular function (GO): serine-type endopeptidase activity
Source: RefSeq, a predicted model, not a curated record
AUGAGUCCGCUACAGCUGGUGACCGCUCUCCUUUUGGUAUCUCGGAUUAAAUCGAUUCCCUUGAUUAAGUGUCCUUGGUUUAUGGAGAACCUGGAAUACCAAGGGCAGUACAUUGGCAUAGUGAAAGUGAUUCAUCCCUUUGCUAAAUACCAAUGGUUGGUCCUUAAGUUUUCCCAGCAGGGAUUUUACGACUUUGAGAACUCUCGUGCCAAAAUUUCUUUGGUGGAUGAUGAAGACAAGAACGAGAGCAAUCUUUGGCAGGAAUUACCAAUACGAUACCGUGUCGAUUUCCCGAUCCCCACAACGCCGCCCAGGAUCACUAGCAUAAAAGUGAAUGGCAUUGAGAUUUGCAUUGGAGCAGAAUACCCCAAGCCAAGUACAGACAUUACUAUGCGGUAUUCUUGGAAAAGUUUAACUUCAUUAGUGCCCGCGGCAACAAAACCGGCACUUAAUUGGCGACCGGAGGAGGUACCACAAAACGGAACCAUCUACUUUAGAAGGAGUUACUCAAGGACUAUUAGAAAGAUUAUUACGGGUUCUGAAGAGGACAGCGAAAUUGAUACUGCCUCCCAGCUAAUGAUAAGUAGUCCGGAUGGUGCUGCCGAUUCUCAACCGACGAUCAGAAAUCUGGUUCCCCACCAAACCGACCCAUUCGAAGAAUACCCCUGCGGACGUGUGCGACAUGAGAAGACCAGUACGACGCCACUAAUCUUCCAGGGAAACAGCAUAGAACGAGGUCAGCUUCCCUGGUUGGUGGCCAUCUUCGAGCGGCGGGAUAGAAACGGACCCCGUUUCAUCUGUGGUGGAUCACUGAUCUCCUCUUCCUCAGUUCUCUCGGCGGCCCACUGUUUUCGAAUUCCUAAAAAGGAAUUGACUGCCGAUCGCCUGGCCGUCUCCCUGGGUCGAACAAGCCUGGCUCUUCACUCCCCCGGAGAAGAUCGCGGGGUGUCCCAGUUAAUCAUUCACGAAAACUUCAAGUUCGAGCAGUUCACUGAGGCCGAUUUGGCACUGAUCAAGUUGGAUGCACCGGUGGAUUAUUACGACUACAUAAUACCCAUUUGCCUGUGGAGCACCAGCAGUCGCAUGGAUCUGCCCCAGGGACACAAGACCUAUGUGGCUGGCUGGGGACCCGAUGAGUCGGGAACCGGGCACACAGAUGUGGCCAAGGUCACCGACCUGAACAUCGUAAUCGAGUCGGGCUGCCGCCUGGAACUGGCCCCUGAACUGGUGCAGCCGAGCAGCCUGUGUGCCAAGAGGGCGGGAGCAGGACCCUGUACCAGCGAUGGAGGUGGACCACUGAUGCUGAAAGAACAGGACGUGUGGGUGCUACGGGGAGUGACCUCCGCGGGACAAAUCGACGAAGAGAGACACACCUGCGAUCUAUCCAAACCAUCUGUAUUCACCGACGUUGCCAAGCACAUUAACUGGAUUCGCCGGAAUAUGUGGAACUAA